Messenger RNA from Penicillium diatomitis, 894 nucleotides. RefSeq lists its product as uncharacterized. Lineage: Eukaryota; Fungi; Ascomycota; Eurotiomycetes; Eurotiales; Aspergillaceae. The transcript has 2 exons. The coding region runs from base 1 to 894 and encodes 297 amino acids. The record is from RefSeq and is a predicted model, not a curated record.
AUGAACCCAUGUGAAGCGGACCCAGAAAAAAUCCCUACAACUGACUUGUACGCGGAUGUGCCGUUUUAUGGUCGAUACUGCCCGAAACCUAAUGACUUCCGCAUCGACCUCCAGCAUGUCAAAUCCCAAACUACAGACUCCCUAAGAUACUGGGCUUCGGUUGUUAGUCGCUGCACCGAAGAGAUCCGAAUUUACCCUGCUGACGAAGGCGGGCGCGAUGUUUUUGCACUCGGUAGCAUCAUCGUGAAGUCCAGUCAUCUUCACGCACGCGAGGGUGCUCGAUAUAUGGAGAUUGACUUCUCAUACGCCGAUGCAAAUGAGCUUCGGGCAAUUGCUCUGGCAAAGACUGUUUUGAAGGAUGCCAAAGUUCCAGAAAUCUAUUUUGCUGGCAAGAUCAAUGGUCGCCAAGUGCUGGUCCAAGAAAGGCUUCCAGGUGUUGCAUUAUCUGUCGCAUGGCCGUAUCUGUCUAGCGGCCAGAGGAAGUCCUAUAAAGAACAGGCCAGGAAGAUACUCCGUCAACUUCACACUAUCAAGCCUACAGAGAAACUUCAAGCUCGCGCCCAUGUGGUAUCGGACCCCAACAUACUCAGUAAUGGCCGGAUCAACCCGUUAGAAGGGGACAUCCUUUUUUCGGGCACGAAUUAUGAUCCUGAUAUGAGCUUCAUGCAUAACGAUUUUACCGAGUCUAACUGUAUUGUUGACAACGGCACGAUUGUGGGACUUAUUGACUGGGAAAUGGCUGGAUUUUUUGGCUGGAAGACUGCCGGAGAAGUCCACCGUCGUAUCAGAACCCCACAACGAGAGCAUUUCGUGAAUGCCAACUUGAGGGAGGAACAGCUCCAGGAUAUGAUGUUCUGGAGUGACCUAUAUGAUGAUGGCAUGCCGGAGCAUUGA